Messenger RNA from Danio rerio (zebrafish), 1965 nucleotides. The record is from RefSeq and is a predicted model, not a curated record. NCBI's taxonomy places the organism in Eukaryota, Metazoa, Chordata, Actinopteri, Cypriniformes, Danionidae.
CUUUAGGAUGCAGGGAGGCUUCCUGUGGUACUGAACUGCCUGUAUGAUGAAUCAGAGUCAUCAGUGGUCUGCAGAGACGUUCAGCCUCUGUUUUGAAUCCAUAAAUGACUCCUGCGUUAAGACAGUCUAUUCUCCGGUGUUCCGUGCUCCUCUAUACCUCCUCUUUAUUAUUGCUAUCAUUCUGAUAGUGUUUGGUAACCUGUGGGUCAUCUGCACCAUCUCCUUUUUCCAGCAGCUCCACACACCCACCAACUACCUGAUCCUCUCAAUGGCCGUAUCGGAUCUGCUUCUGGGCAGUUUUGUCAUGCCCCCGAGUAUGUUGCGCUCUUUGGAAACGUGCUGGUACUUUGGUGACUUUUUCUGCAAGUUUCACUCUGCUACUGACUUUACACUGUGCAAUGCAUCUGUUUUACACCUCGUGUUCAUCUCGAUCGACCGAUAUUAUGCAGUUUGCCAACCGUUUCACUAUCAGAGCAGAAUGACCACACGUGUGAGCGUAUUCAUGAUCCUGAUCAGCUGGAGUUUCUCUGCCUUUUUCGGCUUCGGUAUUAUAUUCUCAGAGCUGAAAAUCGAAAAAAAAAGAACCGAGGAGUUGCAUGUUGCUUGUAAAGGAGGAUGUUUAGCAUUGCACGGCCGAGAAAUCGGAGUAACGUAUUCGCUUGUGUUUUAUUUCCUCCCCAUGUUUAUAAUUGUCAGCCUGUACAGCAGGGUUUUCAUUAUAGCACUCAAACAUGUCCGUGUUAUAAAUAGCGCCGCAAGCUCAUUAUCAGCUACUAAAAUGGAUUUGAAAGCCACUAAAACGCUUGCUAUCAUCAUUGGAGUUUUCAUGUCUUGUUGGACGCCUUAUUUCAUGUGCAACAUCAUCGAUCCUAUUGUCAACCAUACAAUACCGGCUCUGCUGUAUGAGGUUCUGAUGUGGGUGGCUUAUCUGAACGCAGUGUUCAACCCCUUGGUUUAUGCCUUUUUUUACAGCUGGUUCAGAGAUAAAUCCAAACUUUUGUUGGAGAAAUUGUAUAAAUUGUGCUAAAUCUGUAGGCCAAUCUGCUCUCUGCUUAAUUCCUUCCCUUGUGUUUGUACAUGUGAAAUGUUUUAGUAGAUUUUACAUAGGAAUAACUAUAAUUCGUUACAGACCAUUUCAAUGUGGUGAUGUCACUGACCCAUGAACAUUUUCAGCUGGCUGUCUAACUAUUUCAUAACAGUAAAAAAAGUGGGAAUUCAAUCAUAGCUCGAUAUUAAAACAGCUAUCAUAACAUUAUUUAUCAACAUGUGGACCUUAUUCUCAGGAGCUAUGAAAAUGAAAACAUGUAAAACAGGAAAUACAUUGGGACCAGUCAUUGUUUACGUUCUUCAAAAUGAUCGAUAAUCCAUGUCAAGCUUUGAUUUAUUAAAUGCUUUUAACACCUCACCACAUUUAAAAUUCCCACUUGAAAACUUCAGGUGAUAUGCACUGCAUAGUACAUGUUUGCAUAGUAUAUAGUAUACUAUAUCCAGAUAGUAAGUUAGUUUAUUGAUAUAGCAGAUUUUUUUUACAAUGCAACGUUGUCCAAAGUGCUCAACACAAUCAAUACUAAUUAAAAUAAUAAGUCAUACAGCUUAUACAUAACAACUGAAGCAUAAGACAAACCCCUCAACGUUAAAAAUUCUCAAAUGCUAAUAAACAAAUUCAGAUCAAUUAAGACAUUUUGUGUGUCAUUUAUGUUUUGCGAAUAAUGUACUGAAACACAUCUUAAAUAUGAUGCAGCAACAGGUAACGUUAAAACACAGUAAUCCUUAUCAUAUAAUUAUAUUUAAUAUUCAUAUAUGUUUUUUAACAUGUAGAACAAGCUUGCACUAAUUCAAUUUCUUUUAUAAACCACAUUCCUAUUUUCUGCUUUGUUGUCCAUAAUUACGUUAUGCUUUUAUCAUAUUCAUUUGUAUUGCCUUUUCUGAAUUAUGUCGGUAAUUAAAUGCUUCUUGAGGAUCAAA